CCUGCCGGCCGGCUCCUACUGGGCCGGCUAUACAUGCCCAUCCGCACGCACUGAAAUUUUCGUCCAACAGUAGGGUACACCUAACACAAACAAGAUUUUUGACUGCACUUGUGCAAAUGAGAACGAUGCUGGAGUUUGGACAAAUCCAGCCAGUCCUUGUCACUUAUCAGUGACAACACAGAUGUCGCUACGUACCGCCACCAAUCUUGUUGUUUUGCUAUCCCUUGUCCAGUGCAAUCAUACAUAUACAAUCUCUCAUAUAUAUCAAUGGUCAUUAUAUGUUGGGAAUCCUUACAAGCAGAUAUAUAGCAGUGGCACCCCCUUGCAGUCUUGACAAGGUGUCAGGAAUUGAGCUUGGAAAUGGAGGAGUUCGCCCUGUGCCCAAAUCCUCAUUUCGUGGUCAUCCCAUGGCCAGUCACCAGCCACAUGAUUCCCAUGGUGGACAUCGCCUGCCUCCUCGCCGCGCACGGCGCCCCGGUCACCAUCAUCACCCCGCCUUCCUGCUCCCAGCUCGUCCACAGCCGCGUCGACCGCGCCCGCGCCGGGCAAGCUGCCGGCUCGGCGGGCAUCGGCAUCACGGUGACCGCGCUCCCGUUCCCUUGCGCCGAAGCCGGCCUGCCGGCGGGCUGCGAGAGGCUGGACCACGUCCCCUCGGUCGACCUCGUGCCCAACUUCUUCGACGCCAACGCGCAGUUCGGCGACGCCGUGGCGGACCACUGCCGCCUUCUCAUGGCGACGCCGACGCCGACGCGCCGGCCGAGCUGCAUCGUCGCCGGGAUGUGCAACACGUGGGCGCACGGCGUGGCGCGUGAGCUCGGCGUGCCCUGCUUCAUCUUCCAUGGCUUCGGCGCGUUCGCUCUGCUGUGCUGCGAGUAUCUCAACACGCACAAGCCGCACGAGGGCAAGUCGCUGGACGAGGCCAUCGACGUCCCCGUCCUGCCGCCGCCUCUCGAGCUCAAGUUCGCCAGGAGGCAGCUGCCGCUACAGUUCCUGCCUUCGUGCUCCAUUCCGGAGAGCCGCCUUCGAGAGCUCCGGGAGUUCGAGAUGGCCGUGGACGGCAUCGUCGUGAACAGCUUCGAGGAGCUGGAACACGACUCGGCCGCGCGCCUCGCGGCCGCCACGGGCAAGACCGUGCUCGCCGUCGGCCCCGUCUCGCUGUGCGGCGGCGGCGGCGGCGGCGGCGCACGCGCACCUCCUAGCCUCCUCGACGUCCGGGCCGCCACCGACAGCUCGGUGAACGAUGACGCCAGACGGUGCAUGGCAUGGCUAGACGCCAAGAAAGCCGAGUCGUCGUCGUCGUCCGUGCUGUACGUCAGCUUCGGCAGCGCCGGCCGCAUGCCGCCGGAGCAGCUGAUGGAGCUCGGGCUGGCGCUCGUGUCGUGCUCCUGGCCUGUCCUCUGGGUCAUCAAGGGCGCGGACACGUUGCCCGACGACGUCGACGAGUGGCUACAGCACAACACCGGCGGCGACGACGGCCAGUGUCUCGCGGUCCGCGGGUGGGCGCCGCAGGUGGCCAUUCUGGAGCACCCGGCCGUCGGCGGGUUUCUGACGCACUGCGGGUGGGGCUCGACGCUGGAGAGCGUCACGGCGGGCGUGCCCAUGGCCACCUGGCCGUUCUCCGCCGAGCAGUUCCUGAACGAGAAGGUGAUCGUUGGCGUGCUCGGCAUCGGAGUGUCUGUCGGCGUGACGAAGCCCACGGAGGGCGUGCUGACCGGCGCCAAAGACGGCGGCGGCGGCGGCGCUAGGGCGAAGGCGGAUGUGGGAAUGGAGCAGGUGAAGCGAGCGUUGGAUAUGCUGAUGGAUGGAGGAGUGGAUGGGGAGGCAAGGAGGACGAAAGCUAGGGAGCUCAAGGCCAAAGCGAAGUCGGCUUUGGAGCAUGGAGGAUCGUCGUAUAUGAAUCUGGAGAAGAUGAUACAAUUUGCAGCUUAAUUAGCUUGAAAAUGGAUUGGUCUAGCUUGGUCAGUUUCAGCAAGCAACUCAGUUUAUUUCUGCGUAAUAAAGGUUAAGAAACUACUAGGACUGCAAGCAGCUGGGGUAUAUUACAUGUAGGGUUCAGGAACGCUGUCGCUGCAGGCUGGGCAAUCUCUGUCCAGGAUUGCAACUAGGCAGGAGUAGACGAAAAAUGGCAACAUCGAUCAGAGAUACUUUGGAUUGAAGAUCAGUGACUCAUGUGCGUUGUCUAAGAUUUACUCCCUAGCUAUGUCCUGGAUAAAUACAGUACAUCGUGACUUCUAAAAUUUGUACUGCAAGCAGACGGGGGAGAAAGUUAUUUUUGCCCUUAAGGGCAUGUGCUCCCACUCUCUCUACCACUGGAUUCGCAUUGAAAAGUGUGCAAACACACAUCUCAAUGCGAAUCUGCUUUGAGAUGUGUGUUUGUACACUUCUCAAUGCGAAUCCAGUGGUGGAGAGAGCGAGAGCAUAUGCCCUUGAGAGCAAAAAGGUUUCAGGAACACUGUCGCUAGCUGCAGGAUGGGCAAUCAAUUGCAACUGGGCAGGAGUGGCACGGUAGAGGAUGAUUCAAUAAUGCUAUGUGAAUGAUGCUUUGAUCUAUUGAAGAAAAUGAAGAACACAAUCAUGCAAGCGAACAGCAUGAGCCACAAAUUGCUUUCAUGAAUCAUGAUGAGAAGAAUUUGCGCA
Messenger RNA from Sorghum bicolor (sorghum), 2637 nucleotides. RefSeq names its product UDP-glycosyltransferase 73D1. The coding region runs from base 361 to 1929 and encodes 522 amino acids. NCBI's taxonomy places the organism in Eukaryota, Viridiplantae, Streptophyta, Magnoliopsida, Poales, Poaceae. The transcript has a single exon. Gene Ontology annotation, molecular function: UDP-glycosyltransferase activity. The record is from RefSeq and is a predicted model, not a curated record.